Penicillium argentinense is the source of this 1473-nucleotide messenger RNA. RefSeq names its product Zn(II)2Cys6 transcription factor. The transcript has a single exon. Gene Ontology annotation, molecular function: DNA-binding transcription factor activity, RNA polymerase II-specific; zinc ion binding. NCBI's taxonomy places the organism in Eukaryota, Fungi, Ascomycota, Eurotiomycetes, Eurotiales, Aspergillaceae. The record is from RefSeq and is a predicted model, not a curated record. Gene Ontology annotation, biological process: regulation of DNA-templated transcription. The coding region runs from base 1 to 1473 and encodes 490 amino acids.
AUGAGGCUAAAGUUAUAUCCCCACACUAGAAUCCGUCGGGUCAAAUGCGAUGAGACACGACCGUGUUGCAAGCGCUGUCAAUCGACGGGCCGGAAAUGCGACGGAUAUUACCUCGUUUCUCGCAGCGAGUUGUCGCUGGUAAUUCCUUCCAGAAUACCCGAGGCUGACGAAAAAUCCCGUCGCAGCUUGGAUUUCUUCCAACAUGUGGUCGCGCCUGUUCUUUCAGGGCCGCUGGGUCGGUCUUUCUGGACUCAUCUAGUCUCGCAACUGGCCCAUCAAGAACCUGCUGCUCGGAAUGCUGUGAUCACCAUCAGCGCGCUUUAUGAACAAUUCAACCAAGGUGCCACACAACUCCGGCUGCCAUAUGAUGAAGGCUUUGCAAUGCGACACUAUAGCAGCGCCAUACAAGAAAUUAUCUCUCUCAAGGCACAUUAUCCAGACCAGCUCGACACGACCAUCAUUGUCUCCAUCUUGUUAUCUUGUAUAGAAUGUCUUCGCGGCAAUAAGGCGGCCGCUGUCAGCCAUUGCAGGCAUGGAAUUCUGCUCAUGAACUCAUCUCGCCCCAAUGCCGAACUGGCGUCUAUCUUCCGACACUUGAGCUUCGUGCCGCUGUUCGCCAAUGAAUGUCUUGAACAACUUCCUCUGCUCACAAAUGGCCGAUCUCCAUCGGCCUCCACUCCUUUCCAGACGUUCGCGCAAGCUCAAGAGACUAUCGACUGGCUGGGAUAUCAUGCAGUGAAACUAGCCCGCUUGCGAGACAAUUAUCGAACUAGUGAGGCUGGGCCAUCGACUACAUCAAAUUCCCCAAUCUUUUUCUCAAAGGAAAUUCGACGCUUGAAUGUUUACCUGGAGUCAUGGUUCGUGUCCUUUCUCCCACUUAAGGAGCAAGCCGAAACUACCUCAAAAUACAUCUCGACAGCUCGCAUCCUAGAAAUGCGAUGGCUAGCAUCAAAGAUCUGGACAAAUUGCUUUCUCGAGGAUGACGAGACCGCAUACGACGCUUAUAUGGAUGAAUUUGAGCGCAUCGUCGAGAUCGCCGAACAAUCACCUCCUGAAGAAGAUCCCUUCUGGUCCAAGUCUCCCAAAUUCAUGUUCGAAAUGGGCUUCGCGCCGCAGCUAUACUUCACCACUAUGAAGUGUCGCUACCUGCCGCUGCGCAUCAAGGCUCUUGUCCUGAUGAGAGAAAAGUGCUGCAAAAGGGAGAUUCUCUGGGAUUUCGAUGCUAUGUAUACGGCAGGCAAGCGUAUCAUCGAGGUGGAGCAUGAUAUGAAGCUUCCAGACGAUCUCAGCUGCGUCCGACAGAUGAUCGAUGACCCUCCUCCAGCUCCCACUGAUAGCCAUCGACUGCGCGACUUUACUUUCGCAGAUAGUGACGAUGUGGAUUACAUAUACGAAAUCGACAAUGGCUUGGAGUUCCAAAAAAACCGAAUCUAUUUUCAUUUUCCGACUUCGGUCUCUGUGGACGUUGACUGA